UUUUCUCCCUCGCGUAGGUGCGCCUCCUUCAGAUACUUUUGGUCCUCGGCGGCCGCCGUACUUUUGUUGCUGCUGAGUGGAAAUAGCGGCAGCAGCAGCAGCAGCACCGGCAUUGCCUUUGCCUUCCAUGGAGCGGAGUUCAGCAGCGGUCGGGGCCGUAAGGCGCCUUCGUACGCAGCAGCAUCAACAUCAGCAGCAAAAAAGGGAGGAAGAGGAGGAUGAGGAGUGGAGGAGGAAGCGGAGGAGGAAGGCUGGCGGCGGGGGAAGGCUUCCCCAUCCGCUGCUGCUGCUGCCGGAGUCUCGCGCGGCGCCGCUGCUGCUGCUCUACCUGCUGGCGCUCAGGGGUCUCGUGCACGUCUCCUUCCAGCAGCUGGUCCGCCCGGCGCCAGCAGGGGGCGCCAGGGAGUUCAACGCCCCGCGCGCCAGGGCAUAUCUAGAAAAUAUCACUGCAAUUGGCCCGAGAGCAGUUGGAAGCCCAGAAAACGAAAUCUUCACAGUGAACUACCUCUUGGAACAAGUCAAAGUUAUUGAACAAGAAAGCAGCCAUGUCCACAGAAUCUCUGUAGAUGUACAGAGACCUACAGGCACCUUCAGUAUUGACUUUCUUGGAGGGUUCACCAGUUACUAUGACAAUAUUACUAAUGUUGUAGUGAAACUGGAACCCAGAAGUGGAGCUGAGCAUGCAGUACUGGCCAACUGCCACUUUGACUCUGUACCAAAUACUUUAGGUGCCAGUGAUGAUGCUGUCAGCUGCUCUGUGAUGCUUGAGAUACUGCACACCCUCUCAAAGUCAUCUGAACCCUUAAAACAUGCAGUUAUAUUUCUGUUUAAUGGUGCAGAAGAAAGUCUCUUGCAGGCUAGCCAUGGCUUCAUUACACAGCACCAUUGGGCUAAGUCAGUUAGAGCAUUUAUUAAUCUGGAGGCUGCUGGAGUAGGAGGGAAAGAGCUUGUUUUUCAAACAGGACCUGAAAACCCUUGGCUUGUACAAGCAUACAUCUCUGCUGCAAAGCACCCUUUUGGUUGUGUGGUGGCUCAAGAAGUGUUUCAGAGUGGCGUUAUCCCUGCAGAAACAGAUUUCCGUAUUUACCGAGAUUUUGGCAAUGUUCCAGGAAUAGACCUGGCUUUUAUUGAAAAUGGUUACAUCUAUCAUACAAAAUACGACACAGCUGACCGAAUUCUGACAGACUCUAUUCAGAGGGCAGGUGACAAUAUUUUAGGUGUGCUCAAAUACUUAGCAACAUCAGAUAAACUGGCUAGAUCUCAUGAAUAUCGACAUGGAAACAUUGUUUUCUUUGAUGUCUUUGGUAUGUUUGUUCUGGCUUACCCAGCUCGUGUUGGUGCCAUUAUGAACUAUGUCAUCACCGCCCUUGCCGUUCUUUAUCUAGGAAAAAAAGUACUGCAGCCAAGAAAAAGAGGUAAAUUGAAGCUUUUAUGUAUUUUGCUUUCUCUUUCAGCAGUCAGUUAUGCAAAGGAACUGGCAAUUGCCGUUGUCUUGACCGUCCUUAGUUGGCUUGUCACCUUGCUUGGUGUCCUUACUGUGGCAGUGUUUAUUUCUCUGAUUGGACGCUGUCUUUCCUGGUACACCCACUUUUAUGUCUCUGUUUUUCUCUAUGGAACUGCAGCUUUGGCUAAACUAAUUUUUGUACAUACGUUAGCCAAGACGUUUUAUUACAAACAUACAAAUGAGCAGUUUCUUGCAGAGAUCUUCUUUGAUGUACCAGUAGUUUUUUGGUCAAUUUCAUUGGCUUUACUUACUUACCUAGGCGUGUCCUCAGCAUUUGUCAGUGCAAUAUGGGUAGCAUUUCCUCUGCUCACAAAAUUAAUGACCUAUAAGGAGCUGAAUGAAAAAGGUGCCACAAUGAAAUUCAUUACUGUUUACCUCCUGGGGAUGUUUAUUCCACACCUCUAUUUAUUAUACCUCAACUGGAUUAUAUUUGAAAUGUUUGUUCCCAUCAUGGGACGCAGUGGUUCAGAAAUUCCACCUGAUAUAAUAGUGGCUGCUUUUAUUGUUUUAAUGUGUGUACUCCUGUCUUCCUACUUGCUUAAGUUCAUUUACCUUGCAAAAAGCACAAAAAGAACAAUAAUAACUUUAACAACAGUUUCUGCGAUCACAUUCACCCUUGUUUGCAGUGGAAUCUUCUUCCCUUACAGUUCAGAUGCAGCAAACCCAAGGCCUAAGAGAGUCUUUCUGCAGCAUAUGAGCAGAAGGUUUCAUAGACUUGAUGGCCUCUUGGAAAGAAGUGAUUCUGGAAUAUGGAUUAAUGGGCUUGAUUACGAUGGAAUAUCUCACGUUACUCCUCAUAUACCUGAACUCAAUGACUCCAUUAGAACAAAAUGUGAGGAAGAAUCACCUCUUUGUGGCUUACCCUGGAUCCUUCCUGUGGACUAUUUAUUCAGAAAGAAUUGGUAUCUUCCUGCUCCAGCAACCACUCCCAAAAAACCUGUCCACUUUCAGCUUCUCUCCAAAGAGCAAAUGCCCUGGGAUUCUACAAAGUUAACCUUUGAAGUGUCAGGUCCAAGUCACAUGUCGCUGUACCUUCGACCGCACCAAGGAUCAACUCUUUCCCGGUGGUCUCUUGGAGAUGGAACUCCUGUGGCUAAUGCUGUUGGUGGGGAUUACUUUGUGUUUUAUUCUCAUGGGCUCCAGGCCUUACCAUGGCAAUUCUGGAUAGAGUUCAAGGCCUCUGAUGAGCCUACAAAAGGGAUGGUCACCCUUGCUAUUGUUACCCAUUAUUUCUUUGGGGAGGAUCAGAAGUCACCUCAAUUACAUGCCUUAAUAGAGAGAUUUCCCAACUGGACCUUUCCCUCAGGCUGGGUCUCUACGUAUGACCAAUUCAUCUUUUAAUCCAGCAGUAACACAAAAGUCAGUUGCUGUCCAUACAUUGUUUGAUGUGAUUUUUGUUCACAUGAUGUUUGGGCAAGUUGGAUAAGAUAGUAUUAUUGACAAUACUACGAAUAUACUUUAGCCACAAGUGUAUUUCUAUGGCAGCUGGAAUCCAUUUGAAAACAACAACAACCCUUCUACGUCCUGCUUGGGCAGGAAAGAGGGGUCUGGAUCUUUUAUGCAAAAUAUUUCCUUUUUCUCCCACUUGAAUGGCCAGGUUCACCUUUCGUGUGCUUAUCGUGAAAACUGCUUUUUGGAAAGUGGUAUUAGAAUAGCCCUCCUGGGCAUUUUGCAAUAAGAGAGGCUUUGUGUAGAAACUCCAAGCACAAUGUAUAGUAGUACUUCACAGGCUUUAAAUAACACACCUGCUGCCAUCCGUUAGCAUUGUAAUUUCAUCUGUUCUAAUCAACUAAAAACUGUGGCUCAGAGACUUUUAACACUGUAUAUCAUGAAAAAUAAGGAAGAAAUAAUGGUGAUUGCAACUCGGCAGUACUGACGCCCAUUUUGCUUACAAUCAAAAGCCCUUUAAAUUGUACAGCCAGAGAAUUUGGUGAGUGGUUUCCAAAAUUUCCGUGUGCUUUCUAGAGUUUUUUUCCUUAAACUGUAUGUAUACUCCCACUUGAUCCUUGUACUAAUGCUCUACUGGAUUGUCUUUUGAGUAGAGGUUGGAUCAGAGGUGCCAUCAUCUGUUCUCUUCUCUAUGGGAACCAGUCAAAACAAAGGCUAGCCACACAGAAACGUCCAAUGCGAGCACAUAGCACUGUUCUGUAUACUUCUAAGCACUGAGCCACCACUUUGGCCUUCUGUAUGCAUAUGUGUGUGUUUUGUGAUUAUGAUAUGGGUAAUCUGUUGAUGAGUAGUUGUCUAAUUACUGAUGAUUAACCAUUGUAUUUGUGUGCAAAGGGAUCUUGUAGCACCAUUGAGACUAACUGAAACAAAGCUGAUAGCAUAAGAUGCAUCUGAGGAAAUAGACUCAAGUCUACAAAAGCUCAUGCUGCGAACUCCUUUCUCAGUCUCAAAAAGUGCUGCAGGAUCCUUUUGCACAUUGAUUUUCCAGACUAACACAGCUAUGUUUUUGAGCUCUGUGUAUUAUUUAUUUGAUUUCCUUUGAGUUUUUCAUAUUGACUUAAAAGCUGUGAGCUUUUGUUGGUUUGGGGAAACUCCAGGCAUUAGUACUUUAGACCCUUGGCUGAAUAUCUAGAAAGUGCUUUUAUCAAAGAUGUUCAGCUGAUGCUCGACAGAGACAGAGAGAGAGAGACUUUGAGAGUUAAGUAUGAGUAUCUGGUAAGAAAAUUGCUAUUGCUUCCUCUUUUCUUUCAGAUUUCAAAACUGUAAUCUUAUGGUCUCUGCGAAAGCACCAUAGAGGUUAGAGCAGAGCACUAUCUCUUCAUUUCUAAGAGAGAGGGCCAUACAGACAAACCUGCCUGUUACUGGUCAGCAAACAUUUGCAGUCCCUCCUACUCCAUUCUUGGUGCUCCAGACAGGCAGAAGGGUAUUGUGGGGGAGAAUCACAUCAUGUAAAGCCUUGGAACUGCAGGAUAUGAAACACUUAUUUCUCCAAACUAACAGCAAGGAGCUGUAUGCCAAGAGAUCUUGUAUCACCUUUGAGACUGAGCAAAAGACAUUGUAGCAUAAGAUUUCAUAGACCUGGUCUACUUCCUCAGAUGGUGAAAGCUUAUGCUACAAUGUCUUUUGCUCAGUUAGUGUCAAAGGUAAUACAAGAUCCCAUCAUAUACCAAUAUUCCAGGCUAAUACAGCUAAGUCUGAAUUCUGCCAUCAACGAACUGGUAGACUUAAUUUCCCUUCCUUUUGAAACGGUGACAACCAAUAGAGAAGAAAGCAAGCCAGACAGCAGAACCAAAUGCAAAAGAAAAAGUAAAGUGCAAGUGAAAAGGCACUCUCUUCCUUGCGUUCAAGAUUCCCUCUAGUGCCAUGCUUUGUUUUGCUAAAGUAAAUUCCAAAGAUUUCAGUUCGUGGGGAAAAUUAUUUCCAAAGGCAAAUACGUUGACAACCUUCCUUUUCAUCCAUUUAUCUAGAGCAGAAAGGUGUCUGCAAGCAAGUCUCAUUAAUCAGGAGCUGUUAGGAAAGGAGACAGCAAACCACACAAUGGCUGGAAUCCUCUUGCUAUGACGUAUGCUGGCAUAACUGGGGGCCAAGGAAGGGUUAUUUUUCGUAAGAAAGCAUGCAGCAUCUUCUUGCAUGUUGUUUUUUCUGCUGAUUCUCUGCCUGCUGCAAUCCAAACAGCCACUAACUAGGCAGAGGCAUGAGCCAGGAGGCCCUUGUUAGUUAUAGAGUUGCCUUGUUGGAUGCUGCUAUCCUCCUGGACCAUUACACAAGUGUAGUGGUGGAGCUCAACAAUUUGCCAGUGUUAAGUAGGAUCUUCACCAGUGUGUUUAAAAUAUCUGAUGUCUGCACAUGAUGACAAACUGGGAUAGGCAUGUCAAACUGUCAAAGAAUGCUUUUUGGGAUCUUUGGGGAAAACAUUUUCGUUAACCCAGAGAAAGUACCUCAGACGGCAGGCAGGCCAGCCAUUUGCCUUUUAACGUUCUUUUUCUACCUGGUUUCCACUUAUAAGGUGGGAGAACUUUUUAUGUCAUUUGUGUAAUGUCGGCUGGGUUGUCCUGCUACUAUGAAAGAUGUAAAAACAGCACUUGCCAAAAUAUUUGUAUGCAAGUUCUUCCAUAUGUUGCACGUAGAUUAUAAUAAAGUAACUACUAUGUAUAUUUUGGCAGAGCACUAAAAGAAGAGCAAUGCUAGGAAACUGCAAUACAGUGUGAGCUUAUGCUGAACUCACUGAGAGGAUUCAUACUGUGUAGGAGCUUUUGCAGGGGAAAAGGUAUAUUUAUAAGCUUAGGUUUAGACGGCAUUUCUCUGGAAGCAAGUUCCAGUCACAGUGCUUCCAAGUAAAGGCAAUUAGAAUAGGUUCCUAGUCCAAACCAUAGGGCUUUAGCUUGACUAUUAAAUGAGCUAUAUUUUCCCAUUUAGGUAAGUUCUUAAGGCAACAAGUUACUUGUCAUUUAAAAAGAAAUGCUAAUAAUUCCAAAUUGCAUUAGAAUGGUCUUAUUUUGCUUCACUGUCUUGGAAAAGUAUAACUGCAACUCACAAGUAGGUUUGCAGAAAUGCACAUGCAGGCAUUACAUUAAAUGCCCUCAUCUUUCUGUGUUUUGUGCCAUCAGAAUGAUGCAUUUUACUGCCUCAACUCCACAUCACUGGCAGCCAGUAGCAAACAAAUGCAACCUGUCAUGACAACAGGACACAUGUACAGUUUUACUUGGCAUUAUGGAGUAGCGACAAAUACAGAGCUAUUUAGUGCAAUAUGUUAUUUUAGCCUUAACUAAUGGCAUUGCUUUAUGUACUAAACUCAUUCAAACAAAGCUGACCAAAUGUAGCCUCUAGUAACAUAUGCAUGAAAUCCUUGUUUCCAAAGCUGAUCUUGCAUGCAAUAUUUUCCCUUCAACUUGGAAAUGUUCCCGGGGGGAAAUGAAUAGUGUAGAUAGUUUGCAUCUCUUAAUGUAUUGGUCUAGCAAUGUGUGUUUAAAAUCUCAGUGCACUGUAUAGUACAGCUUGUGUUCUCCAGCAAACCCAGCUCAGAGAAUUUCUAUGUCUGUACAGCAGAAAUGCACAAAGCCUUUUCCAAACUGAUUUACGUCGUGCCUCUAAACUUAGUAAGAUUUUUUAAAUGACUCUGCAUGAUGUAUAUACAAAAAUUUAGAAAAUACUUAAUUUCUCAGAGCAUGCUUGGAAUAUCAGGGCAAAUAACAACUGUUGUGUUUUCAGAAGAAAAAACUUUGCCUAACUCAGGAUGCAUCUUUUAUGAAGUAGCUGAAUGCCAUGUAGGAUGCCUUUUUGGUGAAUUCUUGCCUUUAAAAACAAAUAAUUGUUCAGCACAUGAAUUCUUUUACUGACAAUUUUAACCUGCCUUCUUAGUUUAAACAUUAUACUGAAAGCCCUUAUACAGAGCUAAUCAGCUUAAAAAUUCUCAUCAACAAAACAAGUCUGUGUAGGGAAAAACCCCUACGAUUAUUGCAUUUAUUACAAAGCUAUUUGAUUUAAUUUAACUUAACUGUGGGCUGGGUCUUUUGUAAGUAAAAGAUAAUUGAUCGGAACUUCUUCUGUAACACUGCAGACUACAUCUAGAGGAUCUAUAAAAGAAAGAUAGAUACUGUGACUGGGAGACAGCCCUCUUUCAGCUAUGCUAUUUGUUCAUAUGCAAGACAUUUUUGCACACAAAUUCCAGGUGUGAGUUCUCAGCUGUUUAAAAUGAGCAAUAUAAUUAGUAAUGCAAUCCUAUAUGUCUACUCAGAAAUAAAUCUCACUGAGUUCAGUAAGGCUUCUUUCUAGGUAAGUGGCUAAAGGACUGCAUCAUAAGACCUACAGACUUACUAACAUCUUCUGUUUUGAAAACUAGGUCAUACUUUAACAGAAGUAUGUUAGUACAAUUAUAGAAGACACUCACAAGAGGCCAAAAGGAAAAUGGAAUGUAUGGAAAAGAUAACCAAUGCUAAAUAAAUUUUUAUGAAUAAA
Molecule: messenger RNA, 7408 nt
Organism: Sceloporus undulatus (fence lizard)
Lineage: Eukaryota; Metazoa; Chordata; Lepidosauria; Squamata; Phrynosomatidae
Gene: ERMP1
Product: endoplasmic reticulum metallopeptidase 1
Exons: 15
Coding region: 128-2845 (905 amino acids)
Biological process (GO): proteolysis
Molecular function (GO): metalloexopeptidase activity
Source: RefSeq, a predicted model, not a curated record